Molecule: messenger RNA, 3706 nt
Organism: Scomber scombrus (Atlantic mackerel)
Lineage: Eukaryota; Metazoa; Chordata; Actinopteri; Scombriformes; Scombridae
Gene: map2k4b
Product: mitogen-activated protein kinase kinase 4b
Exons: 13
Coding region: 80-1351 (423 amino acids)
Biological process (GO): MAPK cascade; protein phosphorylation
Molecular function (GO): ATP binding; JUN kinase kinase activity
Source: RefSeq, a predicted model, not a curated record
AGGCAGAGAGGGCGAAGUUUCACUCGGUUUCAGUAUGUGCACUGCAGCCUGAGCGCUGCUGCCGGAAUCCAACACAACAAUGGCGACUCCCAGUCCUGACAGCAACUCCAGCAGCUCCAGCAGCUCCAACAGCAGCAGCACCGCAGGAUCCACGUCGCACCAGUUUCACCAGCAGACACAGAGCAGCAGCAUGCAAGAAACCAACACCUGCUGGAGAUGUCAAAAUGAAACAGGGUUUCAGAUAAGCCUGUCUGGAGUAUCCCAAAGUAAACGUAGAGCUCUGAAGCUGAAUUUCGCCAACCCUCCAGUGAAACCGGCCUCCAGGCUCCCGCUCAAUCCAACGCCCCCCUCUUUUCAGAACCCUCACAUAGAGCGUCUGCGAACACACAGUAUCGAGUCGUCGGGGAAGCUUAAGAUCUCUCCAGAGCAGCAUUGUGACUUCACCGCAGAGGACCUGAGAGACCUCGGGGAGAUUGGUCGCGGGGCAUAUGGCUCCGUCAACAAGAUGGUCCACAAGCCCACGGGCCAGAUCAUGGCAGUCAAGAGGAUUCGCUCCACCGUGGACGAGAAGGAGCAGAAGCAGCUGCUGAUGGAUCUCGACGUGGUGAUGAGGAGUAGCGACUGUCCCUACAUCGUUCAGUUCUACGGCGCUCUCUUCAGAGAGGGGGACUGUUGGAUUUGUAUGGAGCUUAUGUCUACCUCAUUAGACAAAUUCUACAAAUAUGUAUAUUGUGCAUUAGAUGACGUCAUUCCAGAGGAAAUAUUAGGCAAAAUAACAUUAGCAACCGUUAAAGCACUGAACCACUUAAAAGAAAACUUGAAAAUAAUUCACAGAGACAUCAAACCUUCCAACAUUCUAAUGGACCGAAGGGGAAAUAUCAAGCUGUGUGAUUUCGGCAUCAGCGGUCAGCUGGUGGACUCCAUAGCCAAGACCAGAGACGCAGGCUGCAGGCCUUACAUGGCGCCUGAAAGGAUAGACCCCAGUGCUUCCAGACAAGGCUACGAUGUCCGGUCAGAUGUAUGGAGCUUGGGAAUCACCCUGUACGAGCUGGCCACAGGAAGGUUUCCUUACCCCAAGUGGAACAGUGUUUUUGAUCAGCUGACACAAGUGGUGAAAGGAGAGCCUCCUCACCUCAGCAACUCAGAGGAGAGGCAGUUCUCCCCCAAGUUCAUCAACUUUGUUAACCUAUGCCUUACAAAGGAUGAAUCAAAAAGGCCAAAGUACAAGGAGCUUCUGAAACACUCCUUCAUUCUGAUGUAUGAGGAGCGUUUCGUGGACGUCGCCAGUUACGUGUGCCGCAUCCUGGAUCAGAUCCCCGCCUCUCCCAUCUCUCCUAUGUAUGUGGACUGAGGGAGUUUGGCAGGGAAGGGGGAGGGGGGGGGGGUCACCCAACAUGUGGUGGGUGGGACACUAAGCUUUGUGAUGCGACGCUUGACAUCUUAGCCCUCAGAGUUAACGUAGGAUCACCUGUUUAAUCACAUGUUCCAAAGAACAAAGGAACUAAGUCCAAAUUGCCCAGUGCAAUGAGAUGAAUAUUGUUAAGCAAACUCUUCCACCUCCCAUCACCUCAUUUUAAAGUCAGUGAAACCUAAAAUAUUAUCAUCCAUCUUCAGCCAGAAAAACUUGAAGACAUAACAUUGUCUCAGUAAAAUGCAAUGCAUCCUUUUAUGUGAGGAAAAAUGAACAGAGUAUACGUAUAUAUAUACUUGAACUCGUUGUACACAAAUACAGAAUUUACCAAAUAAAAUGUUGAACAGUGUACGCUCAUGACGUAUGAACAAAAAUAGACACUUAUUGGAUUGUACAUUGUGGACUGUGUGUAUGCAUUUGUGUGUUCACGUCUGAAUUGUUGACAUGUAAGGAUGUAUGCCGACAGACCUACUGUCUAAACACACACACACACACACACACACACACACACACACACACUCUCUCUCUAAUCAUCACGCAGUUUGUUGCGGGCACCUUCACUCAUGGUAAAUGAAUGAGUAUGGAAAAAGUGUUUGUAUCUGGAAAGCUCAUGGAUUCGGUAGCGUGGCUUUACUUCUUUUUUUUUUUUGUGGUUUGUUUUCAAUAUGCAAUCUGUGAGAGUUUGUCUUGACACGUGAUAUGGGACAAUAUACAUUUCUCACUUCCAACGUUAGCCUCAGUUUGCACUUCUCUUGUUACUUCAUUACAUGAGCCACAAAGCUAAUUCAAAAAAGCUAAUACUAAAGAUUUUAAGGGUUGGGGGGCGGGAGGGAAUUGAGUCCCACAUUGUAACCCUGUUUCCUUAUCCAAAAAAGGGUUAGCUUUUUUUAAAGAUUUAUAUCAUAUCCACCCAAUCUGAAUCUGAAGGAAAGAAAGUUGUGAAUAACUCAAACUUAAAGAUCUGAAAUGAUCUUUGUUGGCUGGGAAGACAGAAACGCACAGUUUUGAGUGGCAGUCUAAUAAAUGUUCACCAUCGAGCUACAAUCUGACUAUGAAAUGAUUAGCAUAAAAUAUGAACUGUGAACUAACAUGUUACCUGCUUAAUUUUACAACUUAUUUUAAAAAGUUGUAAACAUGGAGGUUCAACUGGGAGAUUGUGUCAUUUUAGCUGUUACUAAAUCACGUUAAUUAGCAACAACUUAUAUAAUUAGCUGUUGGUCAUCCGUUAAAGCUUCAGUGAUACCUGUUAACUAAAUGUUUUCUAUAUUGCUAAUAAAAAAAUUAAACAAUAGAUUCAGUAAGAGAAUAGGAGUGUGUCAUUAGCAUAGGAGUUCAGUGAAGACAGGUAUUUUGCUAACUGGGCCCAGCUACAGAAAUUAUCUGACCUUUCAAAUUUUUUUUACGGUACAAAAACAUUAAUAUAGAAAAACAUAACUGAUAAAACUUUUCAAAUGUUGGUUCAAAUCAUACAGAAUAGGCAAGGAGAUAUGUCGCGUCAAGCUAACGUUAGUUUGUUUAGACACGGAGUCAGAACUUGGUAUGCGAGUAAAAAUCGUUUAAAUUAUGCAGUGGAAAAAAUGGUUUUAAUUCAGAUGGACUGUCUCUGAAAAUUCUAGAAAAAUACUUUCAAACAUCCCGCAUCACAGAUUUAUAUUUUAGGAAAGAAGAUACUUCUGUAGCUCAAGUGUAAUGACAUGACAAUACAUGAGAGGUACAAACUGGGGCUAAAUCCAAUGUUACCUUGCCUGAUGUAAAGUGACUUCAGGACAUUAUUUCCACUGAUGUAAAUGUGUAUGUAUAUAGUACAUCUAAUCUGCUGUUCCUGGCAGGUUCUGCUUGACAGUUCAGGCUCAUUCCUAAACACGGAGAUGAUCAAAUCAAGUGGUGAAGAAAUUACAGUGCUAGGCGCAGAAUAAUAAUGUGGUUUCAGUUUGAGAAUGAGCCUUAAUGCUCCCCAGCAGCCUGUCAUAGCACUGUACGGUUAAACUGCUCAUCCACACUGAUCACAGAUCCACCAUGCUGCAAUACAAAGCCAAACAGCAAUAACUACAUCUUUAAAAAAAAAUCCUGGCACAGGUUUCCUGUUGAGAGAAAAAUGACACCCUAUAAAUGCUGCUAAAUGACAUACUGUUCACCUAUGUACCAACAACACAACUGUCAGGAGAGGAGGAAGAUCCACUCCUUACAUAGUUACUGCUGUUUGACUUCUUAGGUUACCAUAGAUACAGCAUGUUCCUCCGUGACUUGGCAUGUCUCUUUUCUGGCUUGCACUGAUGAUAGAAUGUCGUCCCCCCC